This is a messenger RNA of Cryptomeria japonica (Japanese cedar), 1740 nucleotides long. RefSeq lists its product as uncharacterized. Bases 1 to 1740 code for a protein of 579 amino acids. The record is from RefSeq and is a predicted model, not a curated record. NCBI's taxonomy places the organism in Eukaryota, Viridiplantae, Streptophyta, Pinopsida, Cupressales, Cupressaceae. The transcript has a single exon.
AUGGCCCCUGGAAGAUCUCCAGUCACUUCUCCGGCUCCCUCCUCCUCCGCUUCCCAACCUGCAGUUCAUACUGGUGUUCGCCUAACUCGGUCUCGUACAGCCUCUGCGCAUCCCUCAGUUGCUGCUAAUCCUCUGGAUCUCUCUGUCCUUAGUGGCAUUCAGCAGCAGUUGCAGACUCUUUCAGACCUAUUUGCCCGGGAGCAAUCCUCCCGUUUUGAAUACCAGAAUAAUGUUGACUGCAACUUGGAUGAAAUUCGUCGAGCUCUAUGGGGUUUUUCUGACUCCUCUACAGACACCUCGGCUCCUCUUGGGUCGGCUCCUCCCUCUGCAGCUCCACCAACCACUGAACGUGCUCUCGGUGGUGAAGAUCUUACCACUCACGGCGUCCAAACCCAUUCUGCUCCGGAUUUGGAGGCCCCCGUUUCUGUUUCAGAAGCCCCCGCUUAUCUGCAAACUGAUGUUGCAUCCAACGUGCAACCAGAUUCCUCUCGGCCGGUUUCUUCUCGGUCUGAUGCUUCUCUCCCUGAAGUUCCUCCUGAGAACUAUCCCCCCGCUAUUUCUUCGCUUGUUCAUACAGCGUUCAAAGAUUUUAAGCGUCGGCAUCUGUUGGCAGAUCGUUCGUCUGAUUUUUUGCGAAAGCUCAAAAUGUUCUCUGAUGCAGGUACUCUUCCUAAGAGUCUUCAGUUAAAGCCGCCCAAACUCUCCGUCAAUGACUCCGAAGGCAACUCUUUUCUUGCCUCUGAAUUUGAAAAAAUUCAAGGCGAAGCUAAUCAACGCUUUCUUGAAGCAUACAUCUCUGCAAUUGAGAAAGCUCAUGCGAAUCACGUCAAAGCCAUUGGUGAUAUGGCGGCCUCCUUCGCAAACUCUUUGGCUUCCACCAUUGCUGCGGUCAAAAACCAACCUUAUGUUGGUUCCUUCUCAGUCCCUGCAGACGCCUGGCUCACUUCUGCACAAGCAUCUUUCGAUGCUCUCUGCAACAACUUCGUCUGCGAAAAGGCACUCAAAAAGAAUGCUCGUGAUGCUGCAGCUGCCGUCAACCAAGAUGCUCGAGAUGCCGCCAUGGCCGAAGCUGAUCAAAUUCCCAUUGAGAAGUCGGUUGCGGAACUUAUCAACGAGCAGUUAAACAAUAAGUUUAACGCUCUGCAAAAGAAGCUGGAUGCGCUUAUGUCCAAUUCUUCUCCGGCUCCCUUGAAGUCUGCGCUGCGGUCAAAGACCAAGCAGCGUCCUCUUUCUGCAGCUCAACAUCCGGUGGUAUCUCCCUCGGCCAAAGGUCUUCAUGCGCCUCGUCCACAGCGAUCGAAUUCUCCUCGGCGCCCACAUGCUCCUCGGCGCCAACCCGCUACACGGCCCCCGCCCGCUCCUCACUCGCCCGUUGUUCAAACUUCGGUGCACACUCCUCCGGAUGGCACUUCGCCCGACUGUGGACCUUCUUCCAGCGCUCAACCUGCACCUCGGCCAAAAAACGGACCCAGCCCGGGGAGAAAGGCCAAGAACCGCACAUUGCCUGUCUCUGGGCCAUUGCUCUCAAAGCCGAAGUUCGGCCCUCCUCCUCCACGCUCUGUUCGAUUUGCCGAACCUCUUGCAUCCUCCGGUCCAAGCGGCUCCUCCGCUCAAGCUCGCGGUCGAUCCCCUGCUCGGUUUCCAAAUCAGCAUGUUGGCUUCCCCCGAGGACGAAGCAGGAGCAGAAGCAACGAUCAGUCAUUAUCCCGCGGUUUCACGCGCGGGUUCGCUUCCGCCUAA